UUCCUUGGGUCAGUGUUUACGUUCUCAAGGUGGCGAGAGGGAGAGUCACAUCUUCUGUAAUGACUCACGUGACGCAGGAUGAGUCACUGGCGACUCUACACACUCAGACUACUAGCAGCCGUGUUCCUGGUGCUAUUUAUCCUGCUAUUGACACACGUGGAGGCCCAGGGGGAGGAGGACUUUGAGGAAUGGGUGCCCUGUGAGGAUUCCCCGAACUCGCCAACGUUCUGCAGCCAGCUUGGAAACGUUCAUGAUCCUUCCAGAAACUUUCAUUAUCACCCUAUAAACGUUCACGGUGACCCCAGAAACGUUCAUGAUCCUUAUAUAAACGUUCACGGUGUCCCCAGAAACGUUCAUGACGCCCCCAGAAACAUUCACGGUGCCCCCAGAAACGUUCGUGAUGUCCCCAGAAACGUUCACGAUGCCCCCAGAAACGUUUAUACUGGUCGUGUGCUGACGGGCCUGCCUGAGUACGUGGAGGAUGAGGGACUGGCAGUGGAUGUGGACGUGGAGGAGGAGCAUGAGGAGGAGGGGCAUGAGGAGUAUUAUUACGGGGGAGGGUAUUCUCUCCCUCACUGCCCCCAGCAACCCGACGAGGACGAGGAGAGGCCGUCGGUGGUGGUGAGCACGCUGGACGGACGCAUCACGGCCCUGGACAUGGUGAGCGGUCGGGUGCUGUGGUCACACCAGACUGGGGACGGCAGCAUCAGUAGCCCGCUGCUCUCCUCCUCCAUGUCCAAGCUGGAGGUCACAUCGAGGGGGGAGUGGGUCCGCCUCAUCCCCUCGCUGGACGGAGGAAUCUUCAGGUUCGACGGCGAGGGUGUUGAGCCGCUGCCCGUCACUGCCGACACGCUCCUGCACUCAUCAUUCAAGUUCAACCCCGAGACGAUCUUUACAGGGGCCAAGGUAACAGAGGUAUGGGGUCUGGCGCUGGGCUCGGGUCGCGUCACCUACGUCUGUCUGGCCUCGGGGUGCAAACGUCAACGCACAGCCGCCCCCGCCCCUCCCAGGCUGUUGGUGGUGCGGCGUGUGACCCAGACGGUGCGUGCGGUGGACCCCAGGACAGGCGACGAGAGGUGGAAUUUCAGCGUCGGGCAACAUGAGGUCAACUUAGGGGGUAGCGGAGGGUGCGUCGGGGGGUCAAAGGGGGGCGGGGGUGAGGGCACAGUACCCCCCCUCCCCUCCCUUCACUUCGUCGUCCCAGAUGGCGUGAUUAUGGGCAUGGACAAGGACAAGACCCUCAUAUGGCAACAGAAGCUCACCUCCCCCGUCGUGAGUGCCUGGCGGGUGCUUGAGGGCGAGCUGGAGGAAGUGGACCUGUUCAGCACCUCCUCCAUCCCUGCCCUCAACCCUGACCAAGGCAUUCGAGAGCCAGGACCCAAGGAAACGGGAGGAAGCGAGAAGCAGCCGGCUCUAUAUGUGGGUGUACACCGCAAGCAGUUAUACAUCCAGCAGAGCAGCGGCAUGCACACCCACCACACGGCUGCCACACGGAUCUUCACGGCGGAGAUGGAUGACUCACCCUUCGCCAAGUACCCCAGAGUCCAGUGGCGGCCGUACCUCGCCUCCGCACCCUCGCGCACCCCCAUAGUCAACUACAACAGCCGCCAGCACCCCUUACUGUUGAGUUUCGAGCCGCAGGAGGAGCCGUCAACUGCUGUCGCCCUUACGCAUCACAUCGACUACCCGUUCGACAACGGGUAUUACCUCUACGCGGAUGACACCGUCGGACAACUCAACCUCAGCCGCCCCAUGAACCGCCCCGACCCGGAUGACGAGGAUGACGAGACGCUGAUGGAUGAGGUCACGUCACAGAUCAUGCACAUUUGCUUCCACAUCGGGCCAGACACGUGGGUCAAGCUUGGCGUUGCGCUGGGCUGCUACGCUCUCCUUCACUACCUGGUGCUUCGGUACAUGGUAUCGUACAUGCGGCGCAGGCUGACUCAACAAGCGCUGGUUCUUGUCACGCAGAUGUUCAAUAUGACCCUGCAGAACAACCCACAGAUUCUGGCAAUAAUGGAGAGAAUGGGUAUGCAGUUCCAAGCCCUCCCUGCCCCUCCACCACCACCACCACCCGCUGAAGGGAAGGGGGGGGAGGGGGGGAAGGCCCUGCCAGCCCCCUCACACCUGUCACAUGAACACCUGCCCCCACCACCUGUAGAAAGGGAAUCGUCAACUGAAUAUUCAUCCAGGUACCUGACGGACUUUGAGGUGGUGCAGCGGCUGGGGCGGGGAGGGUUCGGAGUGGUGUGUCAGGUGCGGAACAAACUGGACGAGAAUGAGUACGCCGUCAAGAGGAUCAUUCUGCCGACUAAGAAAGCAUCAGCCGAGCGUGUCAAGCGUGAGGUCCGAGCGCUCGCCAAGCUGAACCACACCAACAUCGUCCGAUACUACAACAGCUGGCUGGAGACUCCCCCCCCAGGCUGGCAGGACCCCCAGGACACCCUUCUUCAGAGCGGAGAUGUGCUGUCCAUGUCCUCGCUGCUCUCCCCCGGCACCGAGGAGUCACACAACGAGGGGGAGGGCAUCGGAGCAGCGGAACCGAGGCCAGUCGAAGCGAGUGAGAGUCUUUAUGGAGUUGUGGAAAGACUCGGAGGGGUCGGAAACGGAACGGAGAUUUCUGCCUCAUGGGGGAACGGCCUGACAAGUGGGUACGAGGAGGACAAUGAGGAGGAAGAGGAGGAGGAGGAGGAGAGUCAGUCAGUGAGAGGAGGAGGAGGAGGAGUGCGAAGGAGGAAUUUGACGGUAACGAAAGAUGACAGUUCGUUCGAUAUCCUGUUCGAGGACUCGCAGAACAACGCCGCGAGUCAACCGAAUGUCGAGUGGAGUGUCGGUGGAAUAGGUGAGGAGAGUGAGGAGUGCAGUGGAGUCAGCGAGUCCCACGAGUCACCCCACGUCAACGACUCACUCGGAAAAUGCGCCGAAUCAAGCGUGAGUCACUCCAUCGUAUUCCAAGACAACACAAACGACAGCAGAAACAGAGACAUCAACAGCAACACAAACAAGACAGAGGACUCGGAAACGGAGGAAGACGAUGAGGAGGAGGAGGAAGCGCAACCCACCGACCCCAAACAAAGAAAACGGAGAAGAAGACGAGUGAAAAGUCAACCAAAUGAGGGUAACCGCGCGAACGGCAACCGACCUCGUACAUUAAGCCUCGGGUCAACCACAGCGGAUAGGUUGAACGGGGCGCCGCAUGAGAGAGCACCCGCCAAGCAUCCGCCUCUGUCAUCCGUCCCACGCACAUUCCUAUACAUCCAAAUGGAGCUAUGUCAGAAGGAGAGCUUGCGGGAUUGGCUAGUACAGAACCUUGAGCGGAAGAGGAGCGUCGUUCUGGAUAUGUUCAACGAUAUCAUAUGUGCCGUUGAGUAUGUCCAUGAUAAUCACCUUAUGCACCGUGACCUCAAGCCGUCGAACAUCUUCUUCUCGCUGGAGGGGAAGGUCAAGGUGGGUGACUUCGGCCUCGUGACAACCAUCGCAGAGGAGGAGGAGCAACAGGAGGCGUACACACCCGCCUUCUCACCCACCACCAACCCGCACACCUUCUCAGCCGACCGCAUCCACACCCAUCGUGUCGGCACCCGUCUUUAUAUGAGUCCAGAACAGCUGAGUGGCCAGGUGUAUGACUAUAAAGUGGAUAUCUACUCGCUGGGUCUGAUCUUCUUUGAGAUGUUGGUGGCCUUUGGGACGGGCAUGGAGCGCCUGGAGGUCAUGACGAGACUGAGGGAGAAGACGCAGUUUCCCGCCAAGUUCGAGGAGGACUUUCCCGAUGAGAGCUCGCUGCUGAAGUUGAUGCUGUCCCGCGACCCCGCCCAGCGCCCCACCACGCGAGGCAUCAGGGUCCGGAAGCCGCUGCGCUCGCUCCAGACUCGCAGCGUUGAUGACAUCUUGCCCGAGGACCACUUCAGGCUGUCUCGGCAACGCUCGCACGUCACCGCAACCUCCUCGUCGUCUGCGGCUUCGUUGUCGUCAUUCUCGGCCUCGUCCACUUAGUUUGUGUUUCUGUUUUUCCGCGUUGAACAAGAACAAGGCAUGACUCUCCUUACUGUCACCCACACACACGCUCAUGUCUCAUUCAUCUCAUCUCACCACACAAUGCUGUUUUUUCCCUUUUAUUCCCUUAUUUUGCCAACUUCGUCAGGUUUGGUUCACAUUCCUCUUGAAGAAAUGAAUGACAAGCCAAUUCUGUAGCUUUUAUGAUAAUCAGUGCAUAAUUAAUUGCUUUUGGAUUUAUUGUGAAUUCGUACUUAACUUUAUUUGUUUUAUAUUUGGUACCUUGCGCUUUACCCUGUACAGGUCUCCCGCACUUUACAAUUUGGUUGCGUUCUUGGGAAAGCAUCUCUCCUACUUAACCCCUUCACUACAGCCAGGCCAAAACAGCGCCCCGCGCCGUAUCCGGGAUCGCCGCGCGCACCAAAUUUCAAAUGUCGCUAUUGAAUAUAACAAGUUUUCAGCCAUAAACUCAACAUAAUCAUCAUGUAUUAUAUAUGAAAACAUGCAGAAUUAAAUGGUGCACAUGAAGAAACAUGAAUUAAUUGAUAAUUUUGAAAUGUAAACAUAAAUAUAGAGAUAAAAUAACUUGUAUAUUGGCAAAAGCGAGCCAGGACGGAGUAUGUGCGUCCUUGGAUAUGGUACGGGGCACGCAAGGACGCAGUAAACGUGUUUUCGUGUUGAAGGGGUUAACCAACUACUUUCUCAGUUGUUUUGAUCUCUACACUCUUCCCUAUUGAUUUCCAGGAGGUUUGAAGGUUACUAGAAUACACACAUGACAACAGUCCCAGUUGGUUAAGUUGGAGGUCCACGAGAUAUCAGCGCAGUAAUAAAACCAAUCGUAACAUAAAAAUACCUUAACACAAACAGUCGUAAAGUGCAUAGGAGACCUGUAUUAUGUAUAUGGCAAUGUGUUCAAUGAUUACCGUAGAUUAGGAGAAGGUUAGCAAGCAUCAAUGUCUUUGUAUAUACCAUUUGUCUUCAGUUCUUGGUGCACACAGACUUUUCUUCUCUUUCUUUCUUCCUUCUAUUUUUUUAUCCUUUCCUUUAU
This is a messenger RNA of Eriocheir sinensis (Chinese mitten crab), 5041 nucleotides long. RefSeq names its product eukaryotic translation initiation factor 2-alpha kinase 3-like. Gene Ontology annotation, molecular function: protein kinase activity; protein binding; ATP binding. The record is from RefSeq and is a predicted model, not a curated record. Gene Ontology annotation, biological process: protein phosphorylation. The coding region runs from base 79 to 3993 and encodes 1304 amino acids. The transcript is spliced from 17 exons. NCBI's taxonomy places the organism in Eukaryota, Metazoa, Arthropoda, Malacostraca, Decapoda, Varunidae.